AUGAACAAUCGUUGCCUGUCGGAUUUUAUUGUACUUCUUUGCCUGAUUCUACUACGCUCCGAUGCUGGCCUUGCUGAUGGUGGACGGGUCAAACGAUUAUCGCAUCCCAUGAUCGAUAAUCAAACAAACUUCAUUGCCAGAUUUGUGGUCUCCAUUCGAACGAGAACGCCCCGCAAAUACUAUGGAGAUAAUCACUUUUGUGGCGGUGUCAUUAUAUCGCUCAGAUUCGUCAUGACCUGUGCCCACUGCCUCAUAGACAGUCAGAGGAUUUUGCUUGAGAGCAGGGAUCUGCUUGUCGUGGCUGGAUCACCCAAUAGGCUCAAGUUUUUCAGGAGCCGCAAUGUCCAUGCUCCAGUUAUGGAAAUUUUCGUGCCGGAGAACUUUACCAUGUACAAUACAAACGAUUUGGCGUUAUUGAAGCUCACAUAUCCAAUGCCCACGAACAAUCAAUAUGUGGCUGUAAUCAAGUUGCCCACACAGCAACCCGUCAUAGAAGGCGAGUACAUGGUGCUUGGCUGGGGUCGACUCUACCACGACGGACCACUGGCAUCGGACAUCACACAUAUCAUGGUGACGCUAUAUAGCCACUUGGCCUGCGAAAUGAUAUUGAAUGUCUUUACGGAUGAGAUGAUGUGUGCUGGCCAUGUGAAACACAAGGAUGUGAAUCCCUGUGCCGGUGAUCUGGGCGGUCCACUGAUUGCCAAUGACACAGUCUAUGGCAUUGUCAGCUAUCGCAUUGGCUGCGGCCACACAGAGCUGCCGUCGGUCUACACGAAUGUCUAUGAGAAUAUAAGGUGGAUCAAUUUUAUUUUAUCCAACAAUCGUAGCUGUCGUUUAUGUGAUUACUUUGCACAAUUAUUGUUUGUAAUUGCUAUAAAUUUGUAUGUAUGAAAUAAAUCCAUGUGGCA
Messenger RNA from Drosophila obscura, 908 nucleotides. RefSeq names its product chymotrypsin-2-like. The record is from RefSeq and is a predicted model, not a curated record. Gene Ontology annotation, biological process: proteolysis. NCBI's taxonomy places the organism in Eukaryota, Metazoa, Arthropoda, Insecta, Diptera, Drosophilidae. The transcript is spliced from 3 exons. Gene Ontology annotation, molecular function: serine-type endopeptidase activity. Bases 1 to 891 code for a protein of 296 amino acids.